GCAUGCGUAGGGGGCAGCUCCUGAUUGGGCGGCGGGGACUCUUGUGAGGCGGCCGAGAGCGAGAGAGAGAGGUUCUUGUUCUUCUGAGGGACUUUUGGUGGCCGCCGCCUGAGGAGAAAGAGAGGGAGAGAGAAGAGAGGAGAGGCCGAAGGGAAGGAGAAGAAAGAAGGGAGGGAUAAAUAAAGGAAGGCCGGCCUUCUCCUUCCUUCCUUCCUUCCCUCCGGCGGCGGCGGCGGCGGCGGCGGCGGCCUGGGCGGAUGCCUCGUCGCGGGUGAGAGAGAAGAGGCCUGGCGGGGGGCCCCGGGCAGGCCGAGGAGGAAGAGGAAGAGGAAGAAGAGGCCGGGGGAGGAAGAGGAGAUGGCGCUGCUCGGGGUCCUCGUCCUGCUCGGCUCCUGGGCCGCCGGGGCCGGAGGUCAGUAUGGGAACCCCCUCAACAAAUACAUCCGGCAUUAUGAAGGACUGUCCUACGACAUGGACUCCUUACACCAAAAACACCAGCGUGCCAAAAGAGCUGUCUCUCAUGAAGACCAGUUUCUGCGCCUCGAUUUCCAUGCUCACGGGAGGCAUUUUAACCUUAGGAUGAAGAGAGACAUGUCUCUCUUUAGCGAAGACUUCAAGGUAGAGAUGUCAAAUAAAGAAAUUGAUUACGAUACCUCCCAUAUUUAUACUGGGCAUAUUUAUGGUGAACACGGAAGCUUUAGCCAUGGGUCUGUUGUUGAUGGAAGGUUUGAAGGCUUCAUCAAGACUCACGGGGGGAUCUUCUACAUUGAGCCAGCAGAGAGAUACAUCAAGGACAAAGCGCUGCCUUUUCACUCCGUCAUGUACCACGAAGACGACAUUCGAUAUCCACAUAAAUACGGGCCGCAGGGCGGUUGUGCCGACCAUUCCGUCUUCGAAAGAAUGAUGAAGUACCAAAUGACUGGAGUUGAAGAGCCAACGAAACAGCCACCCUCGGAAGAACCCAGUGGCCCCAUCCCGGAGCUCUUGAGAAAGAAGCGAGCGGCUCAAGCGGAGAAGAACACGUGCCAGCUUUACAUCCAGACGGACCACCUCUUCUAUCGAUACUACGGGACGAGAGAAGCUGUGAUUGCGCAGAUCUCCAGCCACGUCAAAGCUAUUGACACCAUCUACCAGUCGACCGAUUUCUCAGGAAUCCGAAACAUCAGUUUUAUGGUGAAAAGAAUCAGGAUCAACACGACCCAGGAUGACAAGGACCCUUCCAACCCUUUCCGCUUUGCCAACAUCGGGGUGGAGAAGUUUCUGGAGCUCAACUCGGAGCAGAACCACGAUGACUACUGCUUGGCCUACGUCUUCACGGACCGGGACUUUGACGACGGGGUCCUGGGCUUGGCCUGGGUGGGGGCCCCUUCGGGGAGCUCCGGCGGCAUCUGCGAAAAGAGCAAGCUCUACUCAGAUGGCAAGAAGAAAUCCUUGAACACUGGCAUCAUCACUGUCCAAAACUACGGCUCCCACGUUCCCCCCAAGGUCUCCCACAUCACCUUUGCGCAUGAAGUGGGCCAUAAUUUCGGCUCUCCACACGAUUCUGGGACCGAAUGCACACCGGGGGAGUCUAAAAACCUGGGCCAAAAGGAGAACGGCAACUACAUAAUGUACGCUAGAGCCACGUCCGGGGACAAGCUGAACAACAACAAGUUCUCCAACUGUAGCAUCAGGAACAUCAGCCAAGUCCUGGAGAAGAAGAGGAAUAAUUGUUUUGUGGAAUCGGGGCAACCCAUCUGCGGGAACGGGCUGGUGGAAGACGGGGAGCAGUGCGACUGCGGCUACAGCGACCAGUGCAAAGAUGACUGCUGCUUCGAUGCCAACCAGGCGGAGGACAAGCGGUGCAAGCUGCGGCCUGGGAAGAAGUGCAGCCCCAGCCAAGGCCCCUGCUGCACCCAGGAAUGCGAAUUCAAGAGAUCAGGGGCCAAAUGCCGCAACGACUCGGAAUGCGCGGAAGAGGGGCGCUGCAAUGGCACCUCCUCCUUCUGCCCAACCUCCAGGCCCAAGCCCAACUUGACCGACUGCAACAGGAACACACAAGUUUGCAUCAACGGGCAAUGCGCCGGCUCCAUCUGUGAGAAGUAUCUCCUGGAGGAGUGCACUUGCGCCAGCACCGACGCCAAGGACGACAAGGAGCUCUGCCAUGUCUGCUGCAUGAAGAAAAUGCGGCCAGAGACGUGCGCCAGCACUGGUUCGGACGUGUGGAAAGAGUUCUUCCAGCACAAAACCAUCACGCUGCAGCCGGGGUCGCCCUGCAAUGACUUCAAGGGCUACUGCGACGUCUUCAUGCGCUGCCGCCUGGUAGAUGCUGACGGGCCCCUGGCCAGGCUCAAGAAGGCCAUCUUCAACCCCGAGCUCUACGAGAACAUUGCCGAGUGGAUCGUGGCGCAUUGGUGGGCUGUCCUGCUAAUGGGCAUCGCCCUGAUCAUGCUGAUGGCCGGCUUCAUCAAGAUCUGCAGCGUCCACACCCCCAGCAGCAACCCCAAGCUGCCACCGCCCAAACCACUCCCAGGCACCUUGAAGCGGAGGAGGCCCCCUCCGGCGGCUCAGCCCCCUCCCCGCCAGCGGCCCCGGGAGAGCUACCAGAUGGGGCACAUGCGGCGCUAAGUGAGGAGGAUCGGGGUGGCGUUCUGUUCCGUAUUUUUUCUUUCUUAAUUUUUUUGCCUUGGUUCUUCCUAGUGCCUACAGUGGGAAAAUUUCGCUCCAAAGAGAAUCCGAUGCUAAGCCAUCGUGGUGAUAGUCCCUGGUCUCACUUUUCAAAACCACAAAGGAGGAGGGAAGUCAAGGCCCUCGACCCGGCGGAGAGCGUCGGAAACAAGGUCCGAUUGCAAGGCUUUCCUUUUGGACCGGAUCGGUGGUUUCUGCCCCUUGCUCCCUUCCUCCUUCAACUCUUCUUCUUCGUGGUUGCCUUUUCUCCUCCUCCCUCCUCCACUUGCAGGCAAAAUGCGGAUAAAAAGUUUCUAUUUUUCAACAACUCUCAAAAGGCUAGGAAGCGGGACCCGCCUCCGUGUUGGAGACAUGACCGGUUUUGGGCCAAUGUACAUAACGGGGGACCGGGGGGGGGGGGGAUAUUGGUAAUAUGCAGAGCAUUGUUCUUUCUAAUGUACCUUCUUUCUUUUUCUGUGUGCAAUUGUUAAAAACACAAAAGGAGAGGGGAGAAAAAAAGAGGAUUGCAAUAUGGAUGUUUUUUUUUUUUGUACAAUAAGCCUUUGAGGAUGAAGAAAUCUCACUGCUUCAAUUGACCUACUCAGGAUAUAAAAACAGAGGUUGAGGGUGGUGUCCAGCAUUUGGAUCAUUGUGAAUCACACCCAGCCCUUUCCCUUUUUUUAUUUCAAAAGCAAACAAAAUGUGACCUGUGUUGUUGUUCUUAUUAUUACUAUUCUUGCUGAUACAUGCUUCUGGAUGCAAGGACCCUUCCCUUCGGAUCGAAAGGCUUUUCCGCCUCGUUUCAUGCCUUGGAAAACGGCGGAAAUGCCAGAAUUGCCUCCCUUUUCCCUUUUCCAUGCAUCAACCUUUUCUUUUUAAACCAGGAGGGUUUUUUAACGAGAGGAAGACGAAUUCCCUUUCGUCUUUUGCCUGCCAUUCUCUUCUAUGACCAACAAUAUUGAUAUAUUUUUCUGUUAGAAAGAUAAGCCUGUGUUUCUAUUUUUCUCAGAAGGUUGUGGCCAACUUGCUUUUUUCAGUGACACUCUGGAUAAAUCUUAAUGUUCCGCGGUCAUUCGGGCACAUCGGGGAGAGAGGUGGAAAACUCUGUGUGUGUGUCUUCUUCUGCUUUAAUUUAAUAUGUGACUUCCAAGUAAUAUGUUUUUUGGCUUAUUUUCAGCAUGAUAACUGUGUGUGCUUUUUUUGUUUUGUAAGGAUAACCACUAAAAAUCAAAAAGUUGCGUUAUUUGCAAAUGGCCCUUAAAUGAAAGAGAAGUGAGAGCCACAGCAUCAUUUGCAAAUGGCCUUUAUAUAAAAGAGGUAAGGCCCAAUGCAUUAUUUGCAAAUGGGCCUUUGGUAAAAGAGAGAAGUAAGGACCACUGGAUUAUUUGCAAAUGGGCCUUAAUAUAAGAGAGAAAUCAGGACCGCUGCAUUAUUUGCAAAUGGCCCUUUGAUAAAAGAGAGAAGUAAGGACUGCUGCGAUAUUUGCAAAUGGCUUUUACAUAAAAGUGAUAAGAACCGCUGCAUUAUUUGCAAAUAGGCCUUAGAUAAAAGAGUGGUGAGGACCACUGCAUUAUUUGCAAAUGGCUUUUCCACAAAAAGAGAAGCAAAGACCACUGCAUUGUUUGCAAAUAAAACAGAGAGGCCGGGAAGCUCAAACAGCACAAGAUACACCCCAAACCGUUUAUUACAAGUGUAUAUAACUGGCAUUUUUUUAAAAAUAGAUGGGAUAGCGGGAGACCUAGCUAGUGCGCUUAACUGCUAUGCAGGAAACGGGAGAGGGCAUUGUUGGGGCCUUGCCAUAUUAUUAUUGGACAGCAAAUAACGAAGAGACCUUGGGGCUUCACUAAAGAAUUCAGAUUUCUUCAAGAGUUUGGCCAGGGCAGUUUCCCCUUUUAUGGUUUUCUAUUAUUGUUUUGGGGAGGGGCUAUUUCCUUUCCCUCCUGUUUUCCAAGAGUCUUAAGGUUUACACACGCAUUCUCUUAAAAGCAAAGCCAGCGAGGCCAAAAAAAGAAAAAAAAUGAAAUUGUUUUAAACAAAACAAGAAUAUGAAAACAGGAAUCUCUUUCCUUGUAAAACUUGUACAGUGACGGACUUUUUUCCACAAUGAAAACAGCGCAGCUUUUUUUGUACCGGGUUUCGAGGCGGCUUUUGUACACGGACCGGCCCUCCCUCCCUUCCAGACCCAUGGACUCUAUACAUACUUCUUCUGAAGGAUCUGAACCGGUCAGAGAAACGCCAAUCGUUUGCUUUCAAGCCCUUUAAAAGACGCAUUUUGGGGAUCUCUUUCUUAUGUUCCUCCUUUCAAGCUGCGCAAAGAUUUGCAUUUCUAAAACAGUGGCUUUUAUUAUUGCAACAAAAAACAAAGCAGUCAAUCUUGGGACAGAUGUAAAUUCCUUGCUUGUCAUGUUAUUAUCCUGUGGCGAAAAGGUUCUGACUACCCUGUUUUUUAUUAUUAUGGUUAUGAUUAUGAUUAAUUAUGAUGAUUACUUGAGGGAGGGGAUGUCCUCGGUUUAAUGGGUUUUUUUUCUGCAAAGAGGAAAACAAAACAAAAAAAGUGCACUGAACUCUCCACUACAAACAAGUCAAGACGUGGUCAAACAAAAACAGGAAAAUCAAGGCAAAUGAUUGCGAUCUAAUACUACUGUCAGUUUAAUGUCCACUGUGUUUUAUACAGUAUCUCUUCUUCUUUUGUUUUGUUUUUUGGUUCACUUUGGAAAAAUUUUUACUAAAAAAAGUUGCAAAAAAAAUUAAAAUAAAUGAAAGUAUUGUGCAAACAAAUGUAAGGUUUUUUUGAAACUUGAAAAUGCAUUAAUAAAUAGAUCUGAUGAAAAAAAAA
Anolis sagrei ordinatus is the source of this 5482-nucleotide messenger RNA. It is a transcript of the gene ADAM10, whose product is annotated as ADAM metallopeptidase domain 10. Gene Ontology annotation, biological process: membrane protein ectodomain proteolysis; Notch signaling pathway. NCBI's taxonomy places the organism in Eukaryota, Metazoa, Chordata, Lepidosauria, Squamata, Anolidae. The record is from RefSeq and is a predicted model, not a curated record. Gene Ontology annotation, molecular function: metalloendopeptidase activity involved in amyloid precursor protein catabolic process. Gene Ontology annotation, cellular component: synaptic membrane; plasma membrane.